Messenger RNA from Cutaneotrichosporon cavernicola, 921 nucleotides. RefSeq lists its product as uncharacterized. Bases 1 to 921 code for a protein of 306 amino acids. The transcript is spliced from 2 exons. The record is from RefSeq and is a predicted model, not a curated record. Lineage: Eukaryota; Fungi; Basidiomycota; Tremellomycetes; Trichosporonales; Trichosporonaceae.
AUGCAACGCACUCGGCCAAAACCACUAGCAUCCACAGGACGACGCGACUCUCCCCGUUCAGGAUCGCCACGGCCUUUAACCCCCGACACCCCAGCCUCUUCGGACACGCCAUCUAGCGUGCGCACCAGCAUUCGAGUGUCGCGCGCUCCUAGCCCUACGUUCGCUGAGCUUGCUCGUGCACGUCCAGGUCGAGAGCGUGACGACAACGACGCUCUGGCAGACUCUGGAGAUGAAAGUGACCUCGACCUCUCGCUUCCUCCGCUAAACGCGGCGCUGCGUUCGCGCGUCAUUCCGUCAUCGUCCAGGCUCCUUGUCAAGAUGACGCAGCCGCCAGGUGUGGGAGCAACCUACGACAAGGACGAUCGCGACGGCCUUGGAUGGAGUGGCAGCGAGUCCGAGGAGGAAGAGUUUUCGCGCACAGUUGCCCGCAUAGCAAGACGCAAGAGCACCGUUCCCGUCCCGCGUCACCUGUCCAAGCGCCCAUCUUUACCAGCGGGUUAUCUUCAUCGGCAUUCCGACUUUUACAGUACCAUGGCCUCCAACCAAACAUCUCCCUCCACCGGCUCCGAGUCGCAGAUUGGCGGCCCGCCGACGCCGACGAUCGGCGAGCGCCCGUCAACGUCACUUGGCACUUCACGUCCCAACCACGGCACUGCGGCGCUUUUAUCGGCCCUCGUGGAGCAAAAGUACGCGUCGCGCGACGCGCUCCCGCGCCCCAAGCGCUUUGUGCAUGGCUGGGGUGCUCCCGAGGUGCUGCUUGAGGAUGACUGGCCGCCCGACAACCUCGCGUCGGACAACAUGUCCAUGUCCGACGAGCACAUGAGUUCUACGACCAACGUGACGACCCCAACGAUGACCAAGCAGGCUGUGCCUGCUGCUUCCACUAGGCGUCUGCCGCGGCCCCUGGGGGCUGCGUGGUAG